Messenger RNA from Ruditapes philippinarum (Manila clam), 4062 nucleotides. Its product is annotated as cilia- and flagella-associated protein 61-like. The transcript has 28 exons. The record is from RefSeq and is a predicted model, not a curated record. NCBI's taxonomy places the organism in Eukaryota, Metazoa, Mollusca, Bivalvia, Venerida, Veneridae.
GCUAUAAACAGUAUGGUUGUGGUUUUUGACUGUUACCACAACAACGUUUACAAAAUGGCUGAACACUAGCAAUAGUUCAAGCGUUUGUACCAGCAAAGAAAACAGUUCAAACGUUGUUAAUUUAUAAUGGCUACAACAAUAGCGCCUGAAGGAGUACCACCUGAAGUGGUGAAUGCUCGAAGGACAGAAUCUAUUGAUGCUCCCCAAAUACUAAGUCUUGUGGGAGAAUCAACUCAUUCCCUUUUCGGCAGAGUAAACAUUGUAAAUAUCAUAGAGAAAGCUGUUCUUGCAGUCACACUCUGCAAUGACAAGGAUGAGAUCUUGGGUCAUGCAGCUUUUUUUGACUACCCAAAUGUGGCUGAUGUAGAUCAGGCUGACUGGCAAACAUGGCUUAACACUUAUUAUGAUACAACAAAAAGUACUCCUCUCAACAGCUUGUUUUUGCAUUACUUUGUUGCUAAGAAGGAGUAUGCUCAUGGAUGUGCCAGAGAAAUUGUUCGCACAGCCUUUAAUGCUGUACCAGAGGCCCACUUCUUGUACCUGUCAGUGCCUGUAGGAUCAUAUCCAGAAUCUUAUAUUGCUGAUAUCUUCAAGCCAUUAACAACAAAGGAAGAUAAGUCACCCAGUGCAUGUGCUAUGUUUUGCUGUAACAGACACGAACAUGUUCCCGUGGUACAUGUAAGACAAGCUAGAGUUGAAGAUCACGAUGACUUGACACCGAUUUUCAAUCGCCAGAGUGAUAUGUUAAAGAUGACAUAUGGGGACUACUUUCUGGCUGAGUUGAUAGAAGCACAAGAUGAAAACAUGCAAUGUCUUGUAGCUGAGGUUGAUGGAACAGCCUAUGGAUUUAUGAGUGUUAGCAAUGAUGUGAAUUAUGAACUGCUGAAUAAAUGUUUUGAGCUAGGACCAUUCCAUGGUCUUAGGGAACCCAAUGAGAAGGAUGAAACUGAACCACCUAGGACACCAACACCUUCUGUAGCUUCACAAGAAGAGAUUCGGUCACAGUCCGGAACUUCAAACAAGUCUGGUAGUUCGGGUAAGGGAGAGAAUACAGAAACAGACAUGUCAAAGGUGGCAGAUUCAGUGAAAGAAUCAGUAACCGAGUCUACACAGAAAUCUGAAGAAAAACAAGACUCUGGUAAUAAUGGUAGUAAGCAAUCAAGUGGAAGAAGUUCUCGAUUGAACAGUGAUGCCAGUGAUGUCAAGGUUAAACCCAGGCUCAGUGAUGCUCAUAUGGGAGGGAGUCAAACAUCUUUUCUUAGCCAGGAAGGGGAAGGAGAGCCAGACAUAGCUUCUGGAAAAUCUUCUCCAGAAUUUGAUCAAGGCAUUGGUUCACCAAAACCUCCAACUACACCACCAAGCUCCAAAAAAUUUGUUCCCACUUACUAUGGAGAGCCAAAGGCUUUUAGCAUACAGCUAUUCUGUGUUGAUGAGAGAUAUGAGAUGAGAUCAGCUGACUUUUUGGCUAAGGCAUUUGAUAAAUUCCCAGAAAGAGAUUUCUGUAUCAUCACAGUGCCACACUUAGUGCCGGAAUUUCCGCUGCUACAAAACUUUGUGAGAGUUUCACCUAGAUGUCCAAGUACACUAUCCCAAGAACUUUAUGUUUUCCAUAGAUUUGGUCUACUCAAAGACUUUACAGUACGUCCAGCACUCAAGACUGAUUUCACUGGUGUGGAGAACUUGACUAAGACCAUUGACUUGCACGAAAAUCUUCUCAAAGAUUUAACACAGUACAACAAAGCAAAGAGAGAUGAUGAUGGCACAGAGAUUCAAGCUUUUGUUGCAACCAGUCAAUCACAGGUGGUUGGUGUAGCUAUCAUCAGAAUAGAAGAGGACAUAGAAUAUAUACGGUCCCACUACAAUAUUGAGGAUUUUAUCUACUACAACCAUCAUAAGAGAUCAGAGCAUGCCAGAGUUCAUCACUUUGCUAUAAACCCAAUAUUUUCACACCUCUCUAAACAUUUCCUGAAGGAAGUUCUACGUAUUGGACAUAAGACAUGUUUAUAUUAUCCCUUGUUCCCAUCAUACACAGAAAAACAGGUUGUUAAGAACUACUCUUUGAUUAGCUGCCUGAAAGAAAUGGUUCCUGUUAGACAUAGAAGACAGAUCAUUUAUCCCACAGAGAACCUAGGUAUCAAUGCUCCAUCAGAUAGAGUCCUUGCAGAAAGAGAGCCAUAUGCUCUCUACCAUAUCAACAGAAAACUUACUCUCGAACCUAAGGUAACAAUAAAUGCUCGGAUAGUUGUGGUAGGUGCAUCAGAUGUAGGAAUAGGAUUUCUUGAAGCGCUUGCAUACUGCCCACAUUUACAUUUUAACAAUUUGACAAUUGUAUCACCACAUGGUUUGCCUGGUGAUAUGCCAAAAGACGAACAGCGAGAUUUAAUGUUGUCAACCAGUCAUUGUUAUACUCAUGAGGAAUAUGCCAAGAUAGCACUUCAGGCCUCUGUCAAUGUUGUUUAUGGAACAAUGACGUCCAUCGAUCGAAAAAAGAAGUUUGUGAGAGUGAGCGGGAACACAUCGGUUCCGUAUCAUCAUCUGAUUUUGUGUACCGGAGAGCAAUACCAGGUGCCGAUGCCUACAGGUGCCGAUGUUCAAAGUGGUGUUACAAACGCUAACUUACCAAACAGUCCUGAUCGCAGAAACAUGGGAGUUAAACCAAAGAAUCUUUUCUUAGUAAAUGAUACAUAUGAUGCAGCUGUGUGUCUGUACUGGAUUGAGAAUAGACUCGCCAAAAAUCAGAGUAAGUUAGGGCCAUGUUUUAUGUUAUUUCUUUCUUUGACAAAUUUCCUGUCAAUUUUCACUCAUUAAGAAAAAAAAUUUAAUUGCAGUGUUUUUAAUGAUCGUAUAGUAGAGGAAACCCAUGUUUAAGGCAUGCCCCGGAGGUGGGUACAGUUUUAUUUGGGAUAGUUCUUUUCAGUGGAAUAAAGGCGAGGCUGUGCGGAGAUUAAAUCUGCCAGCUUUACUUCUAAUGAUGAACCACUUACAUUGGAUUGUGGGGCAUUUUUCUCCUACUACAAGAAGAGUGUCAACUUUGAGGCAUUCAAAGCUAUAAAUGAUGCAUGCCUGGUGUAUGAUGGUAAACUAGUGAUUGAUGCCUAUUUCCACACAAAUGAUGUAUCAAUCAGAGGUGCUGGACCACUCACUAAAUUCCAGAGGAAAUAUCAGGCAGACAAAUGGUCACAUGCUUGUUUCAACUCAAAAGAAGUUGGAAUACAUUUGGCAACAGAGAUGUUACGUUUAUUUGAUCCUACAUUAGAACAGCAAGGAUCUCCACAAGAGGAGGAGCUAAACCUUAUACCCAUCUACAGGAACCCUAAAAUACAGGGAGCUUUUCUUCCAGGAAAUUUCAAUUAUCUACAUGUUAAGAAGCCAGGGCUUGAUAAGCCACUGACGGAACAAAUGGGUCAAUCUGAUUACGGGAAAGAAUUGGUUACUGGAAGUGCUGGCGGUGAAACUGAAUAUUUUAGACUUCAUAUCAACCAGUACAAUAAUGUGGAAACAAUCACAUGUCUUGCGAAAAAGACAUUACCUAGCAGUAAUCUGAUGACACUGUAUGGUUUACAUGAGAGAUGUAUGAACAACCUAGUGUCCAGGUUUAAUGAAGGACUCGUACAGGAUUUCUACAAGUAUUUCUCAGAGACAUGGGCUUUGGCAUUGUACCAUGAUAGAUUUGCUGAUUUCAGAGAAGAAGUUAGGGAACUGCUGAUCACAAGACCUAAUGAGGGAGCAGAAUCAUUAGAAGAAAAAGUCAGAAAUCUUGUUGACCCAGAAUUGCCAUUAUCUGAUGGUCAAAGGGAUGAACUUAAAGAGUUGUUCAAGACGACUGGAGCUAAAGGUGCAGUGGAGGCUAGACUAUUGAACUUCCUAUCUUACAACUAUUAUCAUUUACCUAUGUAUGCCAAGCCUGGCAUGGUCUAAAUUAUAAACAUCGACGAGUCCUUUGUGUGCUAGACAUUGAUGAAAACAUGAGAGUAAAUUAUACUUUAUGUGUGCUAGAGCCUUGAAGUUAUCAUCAUUGACAAGAAUUAGAGUGUACAAAUAUAUCUGCCCUUUGUGUCCUAA